UUUACAUGCUUCAUUUAUAAACAGCUGUGAAGCUUCAAUAUUGGCCCGAAGGAGCACGGAUUGCGAAGGAGUACUGCUUGCAGAAUAAUGAAUUAUUCCCCGAAAAAUUUGUUAGUGUUCAUUUGCUUAACUUUUAUUACAGUCUGUAAUGCAGAAGACAUUUUGGGUUGUGGAGGAUUUGUUAAAAGUGACUUAGAUAUUAAUUUUUCUCAGGUAGAAGUAAAAUUGUAUACCAAGCAAGGAAGCUUAAAGGACCAUACUGAUUGUGCACCAAACAAUGGCUAUUAUUUUCUACCACUGUAUGAUAAAGGAGAGUAUGUCUUGAAGAUUGAGCCCCCUGCAGGAUGGAGCUUUGAGCCAAAGGAAGUAAUUUUGAAUGUGGAUGGAAUCACUGAUCAAUGCAGCCAAGGAAAAGAUAUCAACUUUGUGUUUAUGGGCUUUGCUAUAACAGGGAAAGUUAUCAGUGCUGGUAGCCAGGAUGGACCAAAAGGGGUGAAGGUUACCUUGUUUUCUGAUAAUCAUCAGGAAUCACUUCCAAUACAAGAUACCUUGACAUCAGAAAAUGGUGACUUUCAUUUCACACCCGUACUGCCAAGGAAAUAUUUGGUCAAAGCUUCUCACCCCACAUGGAAACUCAGCAAGGAUUCAGUGGUGAUUCAUCUUAGCAAGGAAAAUGCCAACAUCCCUCCCAACAGUCUGGUUGUUGUAGGUUAUGAUGUUUCUGGUUUGGUUACCAGUGAUAAGGAACCCAUCAAAGGAGUUAGUUUUGUCUUAUUUCAAGCCACAGGGUCUGCUCCAGUGACUGGCAUCCAAGGUUGUGAUAAGAUUCCACUUAAAGGCUUCAAGACAAGUGGACCGUCACCUUUGUGUCAUGUUAUCUCCAAUGAAAAGGGGCAGUUCACUUUUCCUUCAAUACCACCAGGCUCAUAUAAAUUAGUUCCACAUUAUGAGGGACCUCACAGCAUCAAAUUUGAUGUCAAGCCUGUUGAAAUUGACUUCACAGUAGAACAUGAGAGUCUUAAAAUUGCUACCGAGUUUGAAGUAGAGGGCUUCAGUGUAAGUGGGCGAGUGGUGCUGCAGGCAGGAGGGAAGGGAAUUGAGGGAGCCAUUGUGUUGCUUGUUGGAAAGACAAGCAGUGUGACCAAAGAAGAUGGAAGCUACCAUUUAGAGAACCUGCAAGCUGGUUCAUAUAUACUGCAAGUACAAGCACGUGAUAUGAAAUUCCCUGAAAUAAAUGUGAAGAUAUCACCAAACACUCCACAGUUGGUGGAUAUUUUUCCAACUUCAUUCAAAGUAUGUGGCCAUGUGGCACCUCAUAAACUGAAAUCAGGAAGUACUGAAAAACGACCAAGCUUUGUUGUGCUCUCAAAGGAGGGAAGCACUAGUGAACCAAUAAUUGUUGAAGCAGAACAAGACACUGGUGAAUUUUGUGUAUUUUUGGGGCCUGGUAAAUACGAGGGAAGAGUGAAGGUUACAGGCCUGGAGAGGACCAUGGGUUUGCAGUUUUUCCCUGCAGUACAUGUGAUAGAAGUACUGGAUAGUCCUAUAUUAACUGGCAUAGAAUUUUCACAGCUGAAAGUAACACUUUCAGGUCAGAUAUCCUGUUUGGCUGGAGGCAGUAACUGUGGUCAGAUUCCUGUCCACCUGCAGGCAGUUUCAGGUGACAACAAUGACGCCCAUGCUCCAGUGGCUGUUGUUGUUUCAAAAGAUGGGAGCUAUAUAUUUGAGGAAAUCUUGCCAGGAAAGUAUAAGGUGUCUAUAGACAAGGAUGAGUGGUGUUGGGAAUCAUCUAGUCACACUGUGUCUGUUAGUACAGCAGAGUCUACCGUCCUGCCGUUCAAACAAGUCGGGUACACUGUCACCUUCAUAUCAAGCCAUGAGACUGAGGUGCAGUAUAAAUUACUAUCCUCUGAUAACUCACCUACAACUGGUCGUAACUUCAGAGUGAAGAGAGGAACUGUGAAAUCAUGUGUUUCUCAAGCUGGAACCUAUGAAUUCACACCAGUUGGCUGUCACGGGUACCCACAGACAUCUGUAAGAUGGAACUCUAUGGCUGCAGCAAAUUCUUCUGUUCAACUCAUGGCUGUUGCACAUACCAUGGGUGGGAGAGUUCUCUCAACUGAAAAUGUCAAGGAUAUAUUUAUUAAUGUGCUGUCAAGUGAAGAUCAAAAAUUAAAGGCAAGGCUGGGACCUUUAACUCCUGUGCCAAAAUCUGAUGGGAUGCUAAUGUAUAACUUUGAAUUAAUGGUUAUGGAGGGCGAGAGCUUGGUACUGGAGCCCACAGCGGCAGUACUGCUGUUCAAUCCUCCAAGAGGCUUGUUGGUUGGUGCAAAUGAUUGUGUCAGCACAGCUGUGGAGUUGUAUGCAGAGAAGGGACAGCUUGUGGAAGGUCAAGUCAUUCCACCAUCUGCUGGAAUCAAGGUCACAGUCACUAAGGGAUCCAGUGAUGAGGUUGUAGUUGUGACUGAAACUGCUGAAGAUGGAAAGUUUAAGAUUGGUCCUCUGCAAGGAGGGGUGGAUUACAGGGUAAAAGCAGAAAAGGAAGGCUUUGUUCUAACAGGACCAGAUACAAAUGGAAAUUUCAAUGCCCAAAAGUUGGCUGAAGUAAUUGUUGAAGUUAUAGAUAAAGCUGAUGGCCAACCGCUGCAAGGCGUUUUAUUAUCACUGUCUGGUGGCGAAAGUUUCCGUCGUAACAGUCAGACAGGAGCAGAUGGUAAGAUGACAUUCAAUUCUUUAAGCCCAAGUGAAUACUUCUUGCGACCUAUGUUGAAGGAAUAUCGGUUUGAGCCUCAUUCUAAGAUGAUUGAAGUGGAAGAAGGGGCUACUGUCAAUGUGCAAUUAAAUGGACAUCGAGUGGCUUAUAGUGCAUAUGGGGUGGUGACUUCACUGAACGGUGAGCCAGAAAAAGGUGUUGUUGUAGAGGCAGUAGGACAAGACAAAUGCUCCCACUUCCAGCAAGAGAGCAGCACUGAGCCAAAUGGACAGUUCCGUAUCCGAGGUCUGCAACCGGAGUGCAUUUAUGUUGUCCAUGUGAAGAAUGGCUCAGAGAUCAACCGGAAUAUCCUACGAUCAACACCAGAUGGUAUCCCUGUGAAGGCAGCUGAUGGUGAUGUAACAGGCCUGAGGCUCAUUGUAUUCCAUCCAUUACAUCAAAUGGAUUUAACGGUACAAGUACAGGCAACAAAUGCAGAACAUUUACGGACACUUCGUACAAAACUUUGCCGAGAGGACGCACCCGAUUCUCCAGUUCACACCAUAAAACUGAACUCCCCAAGCAAAAAAUCACCAUCUACCAUAGACACCAACAUCGCAGUGCUCGUCUUCCCUUCACUUCCUGCAGAUGGACAAGGAUAUUUCAUUCAGCUUGAGUCCACUCUACCACAAUCAACUCACUCAUAUAAAACUCAUGCUGUUCAUUUCAAAGCUAAUGUUUCAUUUAGACUGGUUAAACUCUUGUUCAAACCAGAACUAAAGAUUCUGGAGCAAGAAUUAGGACAUUCUUCAUAUCUCGCACUUCCAUUGAUGAUAAUUGGACUUGUCGUUUAUUUAAAUCAGCAAAAAGUAUUGCCCUUUCUUAAUUGGAUUGCACAGUCUCUGAGCAAUUCAUUAACAACAGGUGUCAACAGCAGUAGAGUGACUAAUCCAACUUCCGAUCACAGUGCUGCGGAUGCAGUUAUGGUUGAACCAGUUAUAAAUGUAACAAAACGAAAACUGAAACCCAGGAAAACUUAAAGAGUAGCCUUUGAAUUUAUUAGUGUCUAAAGAAUGGGACUGAUUGAUGUAAAAUAAAAGCACUCAAGAGGCACAGCCAGUCAUAUCCAUUGUGCAUGUAUCACUCCAAAUUUUUCUUUCCUUUUAUAUUCAUUACAGUGUUAGUAAUGAUUACAGAAUACACCAAUGUCAAACAUUGAUUUUGAGUUGGUAAUAGUGUGUCAAUUAACAUCAUACUUACUUCAUAGUCAGUCAUUACUUCAAUGGUAAUGUAAAUUAGCUGUCGUAUUGUAUAACAUACAUUAUUUGUAUGAAUGUAGAGAAAUUUAAAGAAUUAUAUGUUUUUUCUACAUACUUCCUGUUACAGUAUUUUGAUCUUUCUAGCCUCCAUCUGCCUGACAAGGAUGAAUGAAAAAAAUUAUAAGUGAAAUUACAAACCAAGGUGACAAUUUACAUUGGAUACCUUAACAUGAAAUGCAAGUCACUGUUGGAAGGUGCUGAUAUUCUCUUUCACAAACUUGGAUUAUUUUAUUAUUAAAUUACCAUGCAAGUAAAAUACGCAAAUGUUCCUGGGCUGAAAUGUCAGUAGUUUAUGUCAUCCCAUCUACACUUCAGUUUUAAAAAUUAUUUAUUCCAUUAACAAUUGUUAGCAUAUUUUAAUGUCACUUCAGACUAUGUUAAAAUAUGCUUAUUAAAACUUUUUGAUGUCUUAGAAAUCCACUGAAGGUAGGACAGGAACAUUUAGCAACAUGUUCAUCUCCAAUUUUAGGGUUGAACUGUGUAACACUGGAUAUAAAAGGUAAUAAGUUAUGGGAAUUAACUAUACAUGGAAAAGCUUUUUCCUCGUGUGUGGUCCCAAAAUAACAAGACUUCCAGCUUCACCUUGCGUGCAGGCUUAUU
This is a messenger RNA of Zootermopsis nevadensis, 4611 nucleotides long. Its product is annotated as BOS complex subunit NOMO1. The record is from RefSeq and is a predicted model, not a curated record. NCBI's taxonomy places the organism in Eukaryota, Metazoa, Arthropoda, Insecta, Blattodea, Termopsidae. Gene Ontology annotation, cellular component: endoplasmic reticulum membrane.